CUCCAAUCUUUAUUAUCCCCUCAGCUCUAUCUCACUCUUCUCUCUCCACUCUCUUCUUUCUCUCGUGAACUCCAACCAGCAGCAGAGUUCAAGAAAUGGAGUAGGCUGCAAUGACAAUUCAUUUUGGUGAAGUUGCUUGUGUGGGUGGAGUGGUAGACUGGCCGUACUGCCUCACUCACAUUCCGCAAUCCACGCUAACGUGAAAGCAGGUUUCAUCACGACAAAUACAAAAUGGGGAAAUGGAAAGGAAAGGGGAAGGUGGAGGUUGAAGGGUCUACCCGUGAGAGAUCAAUUAGCUGGGAUGAGGAACACACUAAGUUCAUGCUUGAUUGGUUCAUUGAGUAUAAGAAAGACCAACAUGCAGGGUUUGUGUGGAAGAGUCAGCAUCAUCUGAAAUGUGCUGAUGCCUUAAACAAAGAGUUUGCUAUGGGUGUAACAUUUGCCCAAGUUUCCUGUCACUACAGACAUUACAAAGAGAACUGGAAGAUAGUUGAGAGGGCAUUAAACAAGAGUGGAAAUGGGUUUGAUGCUACUAAGUGCAAAUUGACUAUAUCAGAGUCUGAAAAGGCUUGCCUAAAAGUUAGGGACAGGCGCCUACUUGCUAAGCCAAUCAAAUACUUUCAUGAGAUGCAAGAGCUUUUCUCAGGCAGCAAUGCAGAUGGUUCUCUUGCCAUAUAUCAGCAAACAUACAUGGAUGUUGAUAGCAAAUCUGAUAACAGUGACUGGGAAGGGAUGAAUGAUAUGGCUAGUUAUCCACAUCCUAUUGACAUUGCUGCAGAAGACUCUGACACAUAACCAUCUCCUGUUGGUCGUAAGCGUACAUCAAGCCCAGAUAAUUGCUCUCCUAGCACUUCUCGACUUGGUGCAAAGCGGGCAAGAGGAGUAAAGUCCCCAAGUAAGAAGCAACCAAAGCCUAAGAGUCGUCUCACAGAUGCUGCUGAGAAAAUUGGCAACACAAUGGAUCAUUUGUUGAAGAAUCUUGCUAGUGCUCCUUCUCCACCCCCAGUGCCACAACUUUCUGACCCUCAUGCUACAUUGUGGAAAAGGGUAGAGGCCCUUACCAUUACCACUAAUGAUAAAAUUAGUGUUGGAAAAUACCUGGGUCGCCAAGAAAAAUGAAGGAAUGCGUGGAUUUCUCACUGGUUCAAGUGACACAACAUUAGAAACUUGGGUGUACCAAUUCUUAUGUGAGCGAGAUGCUGGGACACUGAGAUAGAUGGAUGGGUCUAGUUGCAUGCUUCUUAGUAUUUGUUGACCUUUUGCUAUGUUAGAAAAAAAGUAAUCGGGUAUAAUGGAACCUCGUUAACAUGUUAGGCACAAAGUAGUUACUUUUGGUUAAGAUUAGAGUAGAUGUAGACGUUCUUAUAUACUAUAUUGGGACCUUGUGAUUGCUUUUGAAUAUCAGUAGAACUAUGAUUAUGAACUGAUGACGCAGAAGCAUGCUCUUUCUGCUUAUA
This is a messenger RNA of Oryza brachyantha (malo sina), 1457 nucleotides long. RefSeq lists its product as uncharacterized. The transcript is spliced from 4 exons. The record is from RefSeq and is a predicted model, not a curated record. The coding region runs from base 232 to 795 and encodes 187 amino acids. NCBI's taxonomy places the organism in Eukaryota, Viridiplantae, Streptophyta, Magnoliopsida, Poales, Poaceae.